AUGUCUGAAUUUCUCGGCCACAGGUCUCGCAUCUCCCUUAUUUCCAAAAGCGACAUUCGCUACGUUGGUACGCUUCAUGAAAUCAACUCGGACGAGUCGACAGUAUCACUUGAAAAUGUGAGGUCAUUCGGUACCGAGGGUCGCAAGGGCCGACCCGAAGAAGAGAUCGCUCCCUCCGAUCAAGUCUACGAGUACAUCGUGUUCCGCGGCAGCGACGUAAAAGACUUGCGGAUUGAGGACCAUCCCAAUAUCAAGGAGAAUAAGCCUCCAGCUGUGCCUGAUGAUCCAGCCAUCGUUGGCGCUGCGCGUCCUGGUGCCCAAGGACCUAACCCCAAUGCUCCACCAGGUCCUGGUGCAUUCGGUCAAGGUCCCUACCCACCUAAUAACUUCUACGGAGGUCCACCACCUGGUAACUGGGGUCGCGGUGGUGCUCCUGGACCUGGCCCAGGUCCAGGUCCAGGUCCCAAUUUCGGAAACAUGCCUUAUCCCCCUCCUCCUGGCUGGUUUCCUCCUGGCCAAGGUUUCCCAGGUGGUCCUGGUGGACCGAACCCUCCCGGUGGCCCUGGACCAUGGGCCAACUACCCUUUCCCUCCAGGCCCUGGUGGUCCUGGGGUUCCCGGUCCCAAUGCACCCGCUGAGGUUCCUGCCAACCAACGAGCAACUCCUAGCUCUGGUCCCUCUCGAGAUGCAAAGCCGGCUCCCAUUGGCCCUGGCGCGGAUCGGCCCAAGGCCGCUACUCCUACCGGACAGGCACCCCCUACAGAGCCUAAGUCACUUGCCCAAGGUGUGCGACAACCUUCACAUGCCCCAACACCCCCUAUCGAUUCGAAACCAUCAGUCGAAGAGGUUAAGCAAACCGCCGCUAGUCUGACAGCCAACGGACAAGCAAAGGCCGAAGAAAUCAACAAAGCCACACCUACUGGACCCAGAAACCAUAGGGUUAACCCCGUAAUCCCUCUGACCGGAUCCACUGCCAAGCCAUUUUCCCUACCAGGUGUCGGAGGAGAUGCUGCUGGUAAGGCACCGGUUGCUGUUGCUCCGACCAAUGUUCAGGAUGCCACCAGUGCUGCCCGAGCCGCCGUCGCCGUCGCCAUGGCCCAACUGGGUAACAAUAGCGGCAACGCCAUGGACAACCUGACCAACAAGGUGAAUGAAAUGCGAGUUAAUGCCGUUCGGGGCGGGCCGGCUGGUCGAGGCCGAGGCCGCGGUGGACGUCCAGCUGCUGCCACCAAGGUUGUUGUCCCUGAGUCCGACUUCGACUUCGCCCAGUCCAAUGCCAAAUUCAACAAGCAAGAUGCAGUCAAGGAGGCCAUUGCUGGAUCUCCGUUGGAGGCACCCGAAAACCCUGCUGUCACUGAGCAUCCUGAGGUCGCGACCACUGGUGAAGACGUUCCUGUUGCCUACAACAAGACGAGGUCAUUCUUUGACAACAUCUCCAGCGAAUCCAGGGAGCGAGCUGAGAAUGGAGGUCAGAAGCCUGGCGGUCGCGAAUGGAGAGGCGAGGAGCAGCGCAAGAAUAUGGAGACAUUUGGGCAAGGGAGUGUUGACGGCGGUUACCGUAACUACCGUGGUCGCGGUCGUGGUCGAGGCCGUGGUGGUCGUGGCUAUGGUCGUGGCGGACGAGGUGGAAAUCGCCCUCAGUACCAAAAUGCGCCUGCCCAACAAUAA
Fusarium coffeatum is the source of this 1668-nucleotide messenger RNA. RefSeq lists its product as uncharacterized. The record is from RefSeq and is a predicted model, not a curated record. The transcript is spliced from 4 exons. Lineage: Eukaryota; Fungi; Ascomycota; Sordariomycetes; Hypocreales; Nectriaceae. Gene Ontology annotation, molecular function: mRNA binding. The coding region runs from base 1 to 1668 and encodes 555 amino acids. Gene Ontology annotation, biological process: P-body assembly; cytoplasmic stress granule assembly. Gene Ontology annotation, cellular component: P-body.